AUGUCAGCCCACUACUCAACAGAACCAAACCCAACCGCCUCCGCUACCCUCCACACAACCUUCGGCCCCCUGCACAUCUCCCUCUUCGCCUCCCAAACCCCCUACACCUGCCGCAACUUCCUUCAACACUGCACCGACAAAUACUACGCCGGCACAAUCUUCCACCGCAUUGACCCGGACUUCAUCAUCCAAGGCGGCGACCCCACAGGAACCGGCUCCGGCGGCACCUCCAUCUACGAGUACCCCGAGUUCGAAACGGACCCGGACGCGCGGGACCCGAGCGAGAAAAUUGUCCUCCGCGAUGAACUGCACAGCAGACUGCGGUAUAACCGGCGCGGACUGGUGGGGAUGGCGAAGAGCGAGGACGGAACGUACGGGAGCCAGUUUUUCAUCACGCUGGCGAAUACGGAGAGGGAGUUGAAUGGGCAAUGUACGCUUUUUGGGAGGGUAGAAGGGGAGAGUAUUUUUAAUGUGCUGAAGAUUGCGGAGGCGGAGAGGGUGGAGGGGACGGAGAGGCCGGUUUAUCCGGUUAAGGUUACGGGAUGUGAGGUUGGGGAGUUGGGGCCGUUGGCUGGGAAGGUGGUGAAGAGGCAGGUUACUGCUGCGCCUGCGAAGGAGGAGGGGAAGCCUGCGGCGAAGAAGAAGAAGAAGGGUGCGAAGGGAGGUAAGACAUUGUUGAGUUUUGGGGGUGAUGAGGGCGAUGAGGAGCUUCCUGUAAGGCCUGCAAAGCCGAAGUUCAAUCCUAAGCUUGUGACCGAUACGAAGCUUCCGGAGGCAGACGAGACGGCACAGAGACCAGAGACGCAGAAAAGGAAACGGCCCCGGUCGCCUUCGCCGAAGCGCGCUGUUCCGGAAAAGAAACAACCAGACCCGGCAACUCAAAUUCCGCUACCCAAUCCAGAAUCACCAGACCGCUCGCCAGCAGAGGAGCCCCCGGCAAAGACAUCAAAACUCGACCGCACGAAAGCAGAGAUUGAGAACCUCAAAUCUUCCAUGCGCCGGACCGCCACCAUAGGACCAGUCGAAGGUCCCAAGAAAUCUGCCCUGGAAGCCAUGAUCCCCGAAAGCUCUAUCCGAGGCCGCAAGAGGCCACCACCCGGCGCUGUUGGCAGCGGUACAAACGGUGUAGCAGGAUUCAGCAGCACAGCCGAAGACGAGACGCUGAAAAUCUUCAACGCCUUCAAAGCGAAGCUCGAAAACGCAGACUCAACCACAAAACCACAACCCAAGCGCGAAACCGCCGAGACCCGCAAAACAAAGCAAGCACCUGAAUCCGAACCCGAAGACGACGAAGCUCAACUUUGCGACCUGCACUUCAUUGCAAACUGCCAAUCGUGCCGAUCCUGGGACGACCCCUCAGCCACCAACGAGAACGACCCCGAAGCCGACGAAGGCGAGGAGGGCUGGUUAUCGCACCAGCUCCGCUUUGGCAAGGAUACGCUGGGCAAAGAUGCGAAGUGGAAGCGCGAACAUCCUGAUGAUGUAGACUCGCUCAUGGUUAUUGACCCGCGGGAACGAGAGAAGGAGAUUGUGGGAGGGAGGAAGAAGGGAAUGGCGAGGGACCGGGAGAGGGAAAGAAAGAAGGAAAAGGCUGGGGAUUUGGAAUGGGGGCGUGGGAGGUAG
Aspergillus chevalieri is the source of this 1623-nucleotide messenger RNA. It is a transcript of the gene cwc27, whose product is annotated as putative peptidyl-prolyl cis-trans isomerase. NCBI's taxonomy places the organism in Eukaryota, Fungi, Ascomycota, Eurotiomycetes, Eurotiales, Aspergillaceae. The coding region runs from base 1 to 1623 and encodes 540 amino acids. The transcript has a single exon. Gene Ontology annotation, molecular function: peptidyl-prolyl cis-trans isomerase activity. Gene Ontology annotation, cellular component: catalytic step 2 spliceosome. Gene Ontology annotation, biological process: protein peptidyl-prolyl isomerization. The record is from RefSeq and is a predicted model, not a curated record.